This is a messenger RNA of Argiope bruennichi, 4053 nucleotides long. RefSeq lists its product as uncharacterized. The record is from RefSeq and is a predicted model, not a curated record. Gene Ontology annotation, biological process: regulation of transcription by RNA polymerase II. Gene Ontology annotation, cellular component: nucleus. Bases 444 to 3608 code for a protein of 1054 amino acids. The transcript is spliced from 8 exons. NCBI's taxonomy places the organism in Eukaryota, Metazoa, Arthropoda, Arachnida, Araneae, Araneidae.
UGCUGUGAUCUAUCUUAAAUUUAAUGAACGUUGUAAUGAGGAGUCAUUGCGAAAUUUGGUGACUUCCCCCUUUUUUUUUAGGCCUUACGACAAAGGAUGAAAAAUAAAGCGCCAACAUUUUUUAUGAUUUAUUUAUGAUAACAGUCUUGGAUAUCGUCGAGUGCUCAGAUAGUUCUCUUCCUUUCUUUAGAAUUUCAUCCAUUCCAUGUCAAAAUCGAAUCAAUUAAUCUACCAUUUUCAUGGUUAGCGCUUGCCCGUAAUGAUCCCAUCGUGUACAAUUUUCAAAUAUUUAAGGUGCAGGAGCUCCUGGUGUGAAUUUUUCAGAGCAUGCAUAUGAUAAUCACGUAGGAGUGCAUUGUCAACCAACUGGAUAUCAACCUUAUUCAAAUCCACCUUAUCAUCCUAUUCCAUCACCAAGACCUCAUCAUUAUGCUAAUCAUCAGAUGCAGCCAAACAUGCCUUAUAGGCAUCAUGGAGGAGCCUAUGCUCCAAAUCAGAAUCAGUAUGGACAGAAUAUGAACCAAGAAGUAUACAGAAAUCAUCAUUCUGGUUAUAUUGGAGGCCCCAAUUCAAGAAACAUGCCAACAAAACCAUGGCCGGAAAAUAAUGCAUCACCUGAUUUGAUGCCUCCAUAUGGCCAAGUUUCACAUCCACAAAUGAUGAACAACCCAUCCCAAAUGCCUGUGAAUUCUAUGCGAUCUCCACCACAUGCUACCUCUAAUAUGAAUCCCACCCCACCUCAGAACCAGCAGCAUUAUAGACAAAUGCAGUCACCUGCACAUUCCCCUCAUUCAUGGUCACAAGCACAGAUUCCGAGUCCUGGUGUCAUGCAUUCUUCCAGGACUACUCCAUCACCAUUACCUGCUCAUGUUCGCUCUCCAGGGCAUAGUCAGCAACCAUUUUCUCCACCAGCCGCCCAUGCUAUGAGUAUGCCACCUCAUCCACAAACACCUGAAAAUGGACAAAUUCCACCUCAACCACCCAUGAAUCCUACAAGUGGUUCAGAUAAUCACAAUCCUUCAAAUCCUUUGCAUUCUCUGCAAAAGAUGGUAAUGCUUGAGCAAGAUCCUUCCAAGGCUAUGAUGCCUAUGAUGGGAGAUGGUUCUGAGCAAUUUGCCAAUCAGUGUGGGUCUCACAAUUUUGUUCCUGAUGAGACUGCUGGUACAGAAUCCAAAGAUUCAUCGUAUUCUACCUACUAUAAUAUGGAUGAAAACCGCUUUGAAUCAAAACCUAAUAAUGCUGCAAAUGAUGCAUCAGCUUAUUCUUCUGUACAACAAGUCUCCAACUGUAAUUUCCCCAUGCCAUCACAUCCGCUCAACAGUGAAGAAGUGCCGAAUGCUACCACUGCACCCUGUAGUAGCAGUUCAAAUUUGCAUGAAGUCCACCAUUCUGCUCCCUGUACUUCAUCUCCAGUUACUAAUUCAAAUUCUGCUGCACCUCUUACUCAAUGCAAAGCAAAUGUUACCCAGAAUGACUGUGCAUUAAACUUAACAGAGUGCCCACCUCAUGCAGAAUCCGCUCCUGUUUUCACAGACCAGACAAAAGCUGCGGUAUCUACAAAUUCUGAGCAGGCAUUAGAAUCAAAAUCCAGUCCAAAUUGGACCUCAAGUGUGUCAUCCACAAGCAGUGAAGGACUAUCUAUAGAUAUUCCAGUUGCUAGCACAGCAGAAGAACAUAUUUCUAUACCUAUUAAAAAUUCCUACAGUACAAAUUCAGACACUGCAUCUAAAUCUUCAGUUACUGCCAACACUCAGAUAAAACAAGAAAAAAAUGAUGAAAUAAAAAAUCCCUGCAUAGUUUCAGCAAUUCCUGCUGACACAGGUGGGGUUAUUACAGAAGAUUUUACUUGUGAAUCUGAUGAAGUAUCCACUAAGGAUUCUGAUAAAAAUCCUUUGGUUAAUGUUCAGUGCAAGAAAGAAAAUUUAGAUUUUCCUGACAAAACAAAUGACAGAGGGUGCUCAAAUACAAUAAAACUGACUGCAGAAGUGCAUAAAUCCGAUGAUGGUUCAGAAACUCUUGAUAAAUGCUCGAUAGCUUUGAAAGAUGAAUCAUCUUCUAGUGAAGAUUCAAAAAGGUCCUCCUUAAGAAGGCGAAAAGUUGGAGCAAAUUAUGAAGAAGCUCCAUCUCCUGAAACUGAUUUAAAAGAUACAUGCCGGACAGAAAGUUUUAAUUCCAGCAUCAAAGAUUUGGAUUCACCCUUAAACUGUGAUAGUUCUCCAAAAGAUCCUGACAGUCCCGACUCCAAAUCAUCAAAAGAUUCAUCUCGGAAUCCUGUCAAGGUUGUCAUUCACAGAAUACGCAAAGAUGAUACAAAUGACACUUGGCAUGUUCCAGAAGCUAAUGGCAAAGAAUGUUCCAAUGAAAAUAGUAGUGGCGAAAGUUUGACAGAAAAGAAAACUGAAUCAAAAAUUCCCAAUGUUGGUCCUCAGAUAAUAAUAUUAUCUCCAGCAGUGUCCCAAAAGAAAUUUGGGUUUAGAAGUUCAGUAGAUUCUGAUAAUGUUAUCACUAUCAGUGAGGAGAACAGCAUUAUAGAAACUAUUGAGAGUAAUUCUUCUGAUGCACCUUCAUCUUCUAAAAAGGAUAGUAACUUGACCAAUAGGAAUUUUAAUGGAUCAAAUUCUGACAAGAAACGUGGUAGACCAGUAGGUUCUAAAAAUAAGCUUAAGCCAGGUUGUGUGAAGAAAAAGAAAGGUCGGAAAGGUAUUAAAAAGAAAAAGAUUGAAUUGACCAAAAACAAAGUAGUAGAAACUCCUCCUAAACCUAAACGAAUAAAAAAUUUUAGUGGACCUUAUGUACAUAUAGUUGGGAGUAAAGACAAACCAACUUCCAUUAAAGUAAUCAAUGUUGCUCAAAAAGAAGAAGAGAAAUUGAAUAAAAUCCAGUCUAAAAGAAAUUUUAGUAGUACUGUUAAUAGAAUUAAAAAAAAGCAAGUGGGUCAUCUUAGUACGUUAUCUCCUACAUAUGAUGCCUUUAAUAGAGAUAAAACUUGGCUUUGUGUGUUUUGUCACAAAGGUAGUCAUCAUGGAGGACUAGGAGAUUUGUAUGGUCCAUAUUAUAUUAAAGACAAAAAUCCAGAAAAGUCAUCAACAGCUUCCACAUCUAGUUCUGGUUCAGCACGAAGGAAACGGCGCAAAUCCGAAAUUGAUGAUUCUAAAGGCUCUAAAAAGGCUAGACAGAAUUCUGGCCAUACACCUGUUGAAUCCACCCCAGUGAGAAGUUCCUCUCAGCUUGAUGAUUCCUUGGAUGCAGAUAUGUCAAAUUUGAAAGAAGUUUGGAUCCAUGAAGACUGUGCAGUUUGGUGUCAGAGUAUAUCUUUAAUUGGAGAAGAUGUGCAAGGUUUGGAAGAAGCCAUCACUGAGGCCAGUGAAAAUACAUGUUGUCAUUGUAAUUUACAAGGUGCAACAUUAGGCUGUUGGGGGAAAAGUUGCAAGCAACAGUAUCAUUUCACCUGUGCCAAAGAAACUGGUUGCCAGAUGGACAUUGAAAAAUUUUCUUUGUUAUGUCCUCAACAUCAGCAUCGAACACAUGUGUCUGGACCUUCUAAGGAAACUGAGACGGUGGUGAAGAUAGAGAAGAAGUCUUCUGAACGCCGUACUAGGUGCCAAUGAGGAACAUCAUGUGCUUGCCUUCAAGCUGCUUUAGAAGGGACACAGGGAAGGCUCCACAUGUAAUAGCUAUGUAGAUAGUGAAGCACAUCAUUCCAGUUUUUCAAACUCCAUUGUCUAUAGUUUAUGUGCUCCAAGGAAUCAUAGAACAGAAAUCUGUGUCCUCUGUGUGUCAUUGAUUCAUGUUGUGCUUUGUUCAUACAUAUUAUGUAUAAAUAUCUAUACAUAUACUUCAAAAUUAACAGCUCCUGCAGUGACAAUUUUUAUGGACUGGAGAAGAAUUUUCUGAGUUGUGUUUUUGGCAGGUGUGGAACUGUACCAUGCAAUCAUAUAAUUCUGCUGUCUGUAACAAUGAAGAGUUAUAAACACUGUUGUGGUAGGGAAAGCUCUAAAUAGUAGCCUUCUGAACUUAUUUUCACACAGUAAAAGCUGUACAAAAAAAAAAAAA